AUGCCCAUCUGCAUCGAAUGCUCGUACCCGGUCUCGCACCUGUACAGCGCCUACAGUCGUGCCGAUGAUCGCUCCCAAGGCAAAGGUGUCCGACUGACGCAGUGUCCGCGCUGCCAGCGCUUCGCCGACAAAUACGUCGAGUACGACUUUGUCGUAAUCUUCAUCGACCUCGUGCUCAUCAAGCCGCAGGUCUACCGACAUCUCCUGUUCAAUCGACUUGGGCGCGAUGAUAACCGGUUCGAUCGAUCAAUCGUCCGCCUCGGAAUCUUGCUGCUCCUCUUCGACGUCUACCUAACCUGGGCACGUCUCGAGAAAGACCCUUCCCUAGCAACGACCUUCAUUGCGCGCGCCCCAAUCGUCGUCCAAUACCUCUUUUUCCUAACCCUCAACGCCGCCGCAACUCUCGCGCACCAUCUCACAGUCCGCCUACUAGCCUCAAUGCUAGUCCCACAAUCCCACCGCUACGGCGCACCAGAACCCUCCUCAACUUCCCAGGCCAACACAGCGGCCAGCACAGGCGAUACAACCCCCUUCCCUUCCGGACCUCCCACACCAACAAUCCGUCCCUCACCCCCCUCGCAAGCAAGCCACGCAGCACAACAAUUGAGCUCGCUGGGUCUACCAGCAGCGAAACUCACACCCAAUCUCCUCUUCCCCAACGACACAACCUCCCCACCAGAUCCAUCACCCACCUCACAACCGCAAACAACAAUCCCCCAACGCCCCCCUCCCCCGCUCCGCCGCACAUCCACAGCUCCCAUCCAAAACAUCCGACCCCUGCCCCCACCAACAGCCGCAAGUCCAACAGCAAUCAGCACCGCCCUCCUCGUCAGCAGCUGCGCCAAGCUCUUCCCCAUCCUCCUCGUAAUCUGGGGCGCCGACGGCAGCGGCAGCGGCAGCGGGAUAACCAGCAUCACCGGCUCAGAAACCAGCCCCUUCCGCAAAGACAUCGGCGCCUCAAAGGCGGCACUCUCCUCAGCCCGUGACACUGCGUCUUCGCCGUCGCUGCUAGAGUCGUAUCUCGCUGCGGCGGAGGUGUCGUUGCGUCCGUAUCUGCCGACGCAAUAUGUGACUGGAUUGUUUGACUUGUUGGCGUCGUUAUUGUCGUUGGGUGUUGUUGAUGCGCAUCUUGUAUUGUUGAGUAAUAUCGAGGCGCUUUAUAUCUUGCUGGGGUGUGGGUAUUUGAGGUCUGUGGCGGUUGCGGUUGCGGGACAGGUUGCGAGGUGGGCGGUGCAGAGGGUUAUAUUGGGGGCUGUUGGAGUUGGAUGA
This is a messenger RNA of Penicillium daleae, 1269 nucleotides long. Its product is annotated as sterol homeostasis protein ARV1. Lineage: Eukaryota; Fungi; Ascomycota; Eurotiomycetes; Eurotiales; Aspergillaceae. Gene Ontology annotation, biological process: regulation of plasma membrane sterol distribution; sphingolipid metabolic process; intracellular sterol transport. Gene Ontology annotation, cellular component: cortical endoplasmic reticulum; Golgi apparatus. The transcript is spliced from 3 exons. Bases 1 to 1269 code for a protein of 422 amino acids. The record is from RefSeq and is a predicted model, not a curated record.